This is a messenger RNA of Telopea speciosissima, 2844 nucleotides long. Its product is annotated as protein FAR1-RELATED SEQUENCE 12-like. Lineage: Eukaryota; Viridiplantae; Streptophyta; Magnoliopsida; Proteales; Proteaceae. Gene Ontology annotation, biological process: regulation of DNA-templated transcription. The coding region runs from base 100 to 2631 and encodes 843 amino acids. The record is from RefSeq and is a predicted model, not a curated record. The transcript has 4 exons. Gene Ontology annotation, molecular function: zinc ion binding.
AGUGCUACUAUCCAUGGUGUAAAUAUCUUAGUUGAUCACCUGCAUUGCUUUUUGGUAAAUUGUACUAUUGUAGGUCAGAUAAGGUCAAAAAGUCUUGAAAUGGAAUACAAUAUCAAUCUUGAUCAAGAUAUAUUAGAAGCUGAUGUGGUCAUUCAAGAGCCUGAUCUUACCAUGGAUAUCCAAGCAUCUCCAAAAGGAGAUGACAUGGAAAAUGAUAUGAGUCUUGGUCAAGAGAUAACAGAAGCUGAUGUGAUGGUGUUUGAUGAAAGUAUUCAGGAGACACAACUGACUGUAGAUAUACAUGAGCCUCUAGAGGAAGAUGUUGACAAAACUGAAAGUAGUGGAAAGGAAAGUGACCAUGCCUCCCUCAAAAAGCUCGGGUCUGAACCAUACACUGGUUUGCAAUUUGGCUCUGAAGAUGAGGCCUACGAAUUCUAUAAUGCAUAUGCUAAGGAGAAGGGUUUUAGUAUCCGAAAGAGUCGUAUAGAACGCUCAAGGGUCGACAAAAGUGUUCUUUCCCGCAAGUAUGUGUGUGCGCAUGAAGGGUUUCACUGGACAAAAGAUAAACGUUAUAAAGGCAAGGUCAUUCGGUCUCGAAGAGAAACAAGGGUAGAUUGUCGAGCAGCUAUGAGCAUUAAAAGGAAAUCUGGUGGAUGGAUUGUUUACAAAGUUCAUCAUGAGCACAAUCAUGAACUUGUUAAUCCUGUUGAAGCUUACAAACUUCGGUCACAUCGAAAAAUGAUGAACACUAUGAGGUCAAUCCCUGUUAGAUGUGAAGUUGGACAAUCCGAAAAUAAAGAUAAGCUUAAAGAUGCUGCACGGAGGUCAGAUAAUGUGGGAAUUAACAACCAAGAUAGCAAGAACUAUGUGAAGAAAGAAAGGAAAAAUAAUAUUGGAAUUGAUUGGGAUCGUACAUUCAAGUAUUUCCGAAGCAUGCAAUCAGUAGAUUCUGGAUUUUUUUAUGCAGCAGAAUUUGGUAUGAAUCAGAGCAUAAGGAGCUUAUUUUGGGUGGAUAGCAGAGCAAGAGAGGCUUACAAGCAGUUUGGGGAUGUGGUGGUAUUUGAUACCUCAUAUCAAACAGACAAAUACAGGUUUCCACUUGCUACUUUCACUGGUGUAAAUCACCACAGGCAUUCUACAGUAUUCGGAUGUGGGUUGCUGGCAGAUGAGACUGUGGAAUCUUAUGUUUGGUUAUUUGAAACAUGGCUCAAAGCUAUGUCUGAUCAGCAGCCUACUUCAAUGAUAACAUAUCAAGAUGAAGCAAUGAAAACGGCCAUAGAGAAGGUUUUUCCAGGAGUAAGGCACCGGUUUUGUAUGUGGCAUGUGGCAAAAAAUGAGUUAGAAAAUCUGGGAUAUGUUUUUAAAAUGCACAAGGAAUUUGAAUCUGAAUACAGAAAGUGCAUUAAUGCAAGUUGGAAGCCAGAAGAAUUUGAGUUAGGGUGGGAGGCACUUAUUGUGAAGUAUGGUUUGAAAGAUAAUAACUGGUUAAAGUUAAUGUAUGAUCAGCGCCACCAUUGGGUGCCAUUGUACUUACGAGAUGCAUUCUUCGCUGGAAUGACUACAAUAAAGAGAAGUAAAGGUAUAAAUUCUUAUUUUAAUGAGUUCUUGCAUGAAGGGACUCCAUUAAAUGAAUUUAUACCUCAGUACGAUCAUGCCCUAAAGCAACUUCGUGAAAAGGAAGCAGAUGAAGAUUUUGUGUCAAUGCAUACAAAAACGGUUUUAACAUCAAAAAACCCUAUUGAAGAACAAGCUGCAAGAGUUUUUACAAGGACUAUGUUCUCAGUAUUUCGACAUGGAUUCCUUGAAAGUUCUUGUUGCGUUGCAAAUAAGACAGACGAGGAAGGGCCUGUCAGCAGGUACUUGGUGCACAAAUACAAUGAGAAGGAUGAAAACAUCCAUCUUGCUACGUUAAAUGUAGUUGAUAAUCGCAUAAGCUGCAGUUGUCAGAUGUUUGAGUUUGAGGGGAUGAUUUGUGGGCAUCUGCUCAAGGUAUUCCAAAUGGUAAAUAUAUUUGAGAUCCCACCACGAUAUAUUUUAAAGCGGUGGACAAUGAGUGCUAGGUAUCUUCAGUCUAUUGAUGAAGUGGGAGUAUGUUCCAGGGAGGUUUUGAAAGAAACAGCUACAAAAUUUGUAGAGUUUGGUUCUACUUGUACUGAACGAACUAGUGUUGCUAUUAAUAUUCUACAAGUAGGCAUGGGAAAACUUUCUGAUAUUAAUAUGCCAAGAAGGGCCUUGUCUCCUGAAGAUGUGGGGUGUGGUAGUAGUUUUCAAGGGCAAAAUAUCAAUGAAAGUAAGGAGGGUACCGUGCCUGGUCUUUCACCAACCAAAGCAAAAAGUCGUCUUGUUACUUCGAGAGAGAAAUCAGGCUCUGAACAGUCACCGAAGAAGAAAAGAAUAUAUCGUACAUGUGGGGAAACCAGACAUCAUUUGCAUGCAUGUUCAAAGGGAGCUGUUGAUCAAUCCCAUCCUGCUACAGUAUUGCAAGUACUUAAUGAUCAAUCACAUCAUAUGACAAUGUUGCAGGGACCUGUUGUUCUACCUCCGUCUUUUGCGUUGUUGCCGGGUCCUGUUGUUCUUCCCCAUCCUUUUGCAAUGUUACCUGGGCCGGUUGACCAGUCCCAGAGUUUAUGAUAUGAGAAAAUUCCUCAUAACAAUUGUACAAAGCUUCCCUCUCCUUUAUUUAAAAUCUUGUAUUUCUUCCAAACACAUUAAGUUCUUUCCUUAUCAUACUUUUAGGUUGUCCUUGCUACCUUGUAUGGAAAUCCUUGUACAGCAGUACUUUUUGUUAUGAUUGUAGGGGGAUAACGUUUGCUUUUUAGAAAUGAAAGGAGUUUCUGUUUGCCA